CAAGACAGAGGAAGGUACUUGCUUCAAUCUAAACAAACAUCGCUUUAUAGUAGAAAAAGGUUAGUUGUACAGUAAGUCAAUUUUACAAAAAGUAAAAACUAAAAGUGUUGGAAGCAAUGAUAGAGACUGUGGGAAACCAGUAUGUGGUAUCCAGGCCAAUAUAUUCAGAAAAUGCCUUCCAUACUGAGCAUGAAAAAUUGCACAGAUAUCAUAAAACAUUUCUGGACCAUCUUCGAGUUUUCUUUGGAUGUUCUCGAGAGAAGGCCAAGAGAAUUGCCUACACAUUCUUCCCUAUUGCUUCCUGGCUUCCAAUGUAUCGAUUUAAAGAAUGGAUUCUGAGUGAUAUUGUUUCUGGCAUCAGUACUGGUCUGGUAGCAGUCCUACAGGGCCUGGCAUUUGCUCUUCUGGUGAACGUUACUCCUGGGUAUGGUCUCUAUGCAGCUUUCUUUCCAGUUAUCACCUAUUUUUUCUUUGGCACAUCCAGGCAUAUAUCUGUGGGUCCCUUUCCAGUACUGAGUUUAAUGGUUGGUACAGCAGUACUCAGGUUGGCUCCCGAUGAUCCAUCUAUUAGUGCUAAUAAUACAGAAGCUUUAACAAUGCUGAAUGAAAAACGGGUUGUUGUGGCUGCAUCUGUCACAGUGCUUGCUGGAAUCUUCCAGUUGGCUAUGGGACUACUGCAAAUUGGAUUCAUAGUGAUUUAUUUAUCUGACUCCCUUAUAAGUGGCUUUACAACUGCUGCUGCUAUACAUGUUUUGGUAUCACAAUUAAAGUUUGUGUUUGGAUUAAAAGUAGAGCCAUUUAGCGGACCACUGUCCCUGUUUUAUACUUUGAAAGGCAUAUUUAUCCAGAUUACAGACACAAACAUUGCAGAUCUUGUAACCUCCAUAAUCAUAAUGGUUGUAGUCUUUGUUGUAAAAGAAAUCAAUGACCGUUUCAAAGCAAAGAUUCCUGUACCGAUCCCAAUUGAAGUUAUUAUGACAGUUAUUGCUACUGGUGUAUCCUAUGCACUUAACUUCAAGGACAGAUAUAAAGUGGAUAUAGUUGGAACAUUAGAAAAAGGAUUUCAGCCUCCAAUAGCACCGAGCCUCUCCGUUUUCCAGGAUUGUGUAGGGGAUGGUUUCUCAAUUGCAAUUGUGGGAUUUGCUGUAGCCUUUUCUGUUGCAAAAGUAUAUUCUGUCAAACAUGACUAUGUUAUAAAUGGAAAUCAGGAAUUAGUGGCAUUUGGAUUAAGCAACAUAUUUGGUGGUUGUUUCAAGGGAUUUGCAGCAAGUACCGCUCUGUCAAGGUCCGCUGUGCAGGAAAGCACAGGAGGCAAAACACAGAUUGCCGGUAUUUUAUCAGCUAUAAUCGUUAUGAUUGUCAUCUUGGCAAUAGGAUUUCUUAUUGAACCACUACAAAAGUCUGUACUAGGAGCCUUGGUGAUUAUCAAUCUGAAAGGAAUGCUCAUGCAGUUUAAUGAACUUCCUGUUUUAUUCCGGAAAGAUAAAUAUGAUAUGUUAGUAUGGAUUGUGACCUUCUUAGGUGCUGUUCUGCUUGGACUUGACCUUGGACUCGCAGCAGGAGUGGGCUUUGAGUUGCUGACCGUUGUAUUCCGUGCCCAGUUCCCAAAAUGUUCUCAGAUUGCUAAUGUUGGAGGAAGUAACAUUUACAAGAACAGGAAAGAUUAUAAAAAUAUAUAUGAGCCUCAGGGAGUGAAGAUUUUCAGAUGCCCAUCACCAGUAUUCUUUGCCAAUAUUGAGUUUUUUAAAGACAAAGUUAUAGCUGCUGUUGGCUUUAACCCGCUGAGGAUCCUACGUAAGCGCAAUAAGGCACUGAGAAAAAUCAGGAAGCUCCUAAGUAAAGGAGAACUUCAGUGGACACCAAAAGGUAUGAUCAAUACUUCAAACUACAACAUCGAUUCUGAUGAAGAACUAGAUAAUAACCACAUAGAAGAGCUGGACCAACCUACCUACACUGCUGAUCUUCCCAUUACAAUAAACUGGAAUGAAGAUCUACCAAAUAAUAUCAGUGUUCCGAAAAUCGACAUUCAUAGCUUGAUUCUUGAUUUUGGAGCUGUGUCUUUCAUUGAUAUGUCUGGAAUGAAAGGCUUAAAAGGGGCUUUAAAAGAAUUUCUCAAAAUUGAAGUUGAUAUUUACAUUGCUGGCAUAGAUGAUAACCUACUGGAAAAGCUUGAGCGAUGUGGAUUUUUUGAUGAUGAAAUUACAACCUCAAUAAUCUUCCUCAGCAUUCAUGAUGCUGUGUUACAUAUACUUGCUAAAAAGGACAAUAUGGCCAACCUUAACAAUUUCAAGGAGAAGGAAACACGAUUCUUUGCAAAUGAAUACACAAAUCUGGGCAUCAGUUCCAAGGAUUUUGCUCAACAGGAAAAAGAAUCGUUUGCAAACGACAAGAAUAAUGGUCUUCGAAAUAGAGCAAAUUCUGAAACAGUCUCCUCUGCACUUUAAUCAUGAGAAGUGAAGAAUAAAAUGGCCUGAUUAUUUCACAAGAAGUUCAAAAUAUGUCAUGCUUAAAUGGCACAAGUCAAUAUACAAUCGCCUAUUUCCACAAGUAUAAAGAUAUGAAUAUGCCGAUUUUGUUGAUAUUAUUCCCAAUAUUACUUGGAAGGGUUGAACUUGAUGGACUCUGGUCUUUUUUUAACCCUAUGUAACUAUGUAAUGCUACAAUGGUUCAGAGACCUUUUUAACUGUUGGAACACAGUAUACAUUGCAUUUUAAACAAUCACUAAUCACUAAAAAAUAUUAGAUGUAACAUGAUCUGAUAUUGGGGCAUCAUGAGCACUAUAAUAAUGAAGAAACUAUAUAGCUAAAGCAACAUUCACUUUGUCGUGGGAAUGAGAAACUCUAAUUUGCUGUUAUAAAUUGUAAAUCGCAUGACAUGAAAUUGUUUGUAGUGUGUCUUCUGCAGUUUGUUAUGCACACACACCAUGUUCCUAGGACUUCAAGAAAUGUAUAAACAAUUAUAUGUGUAUGUUACAUAAGCUAUGUUACCUACUGUCGUAUCAUAAGUAAUACACAAUUAUUAUUACUUUUUUAAUGUUUAUCCUUCUGGAUACAAAUUUAUAGGGGUGUACCACCAUUGGCUAUGUCAUAACUGCCUCUGGCAUAGAAAUAUAUAUAUAUAUUUUCAUAUUAGUGAGAAUUAAAAUAGAAUUGUAUAUUAUAUAAAUUUUUUAAGUAAAACAUACAAACAUACAGUGUUAAUAUGUAAAUAGGCAUUUUUCUCAAUAUUUAAAAGCUAGAGCAAUUGUGUAUAAUUAAUUCAUAAAAAUAUGACUUGUAUAAUUAAUUUUAGUUUUUUUUUUCAAUGAUCAUAAUGCCAUCAAAUACAGAAAUAGAAUGAAACAAUUAAAGGGGGUAUGAGAAAAACAAUAACAAAAUACAUGAAUAUUAAUGUUAUUAGGAAUGGGAUAAAAUUAUACCUUUUAACACCAAAGCACCAAUUGAAAGAAAAGAAUACCGUAUGCUGCAACACUGAAGCAAUGUACCUACCAAUGCAGCAUCUUAGCUGAGCUUUGUUCUAUAGAUAGGAUGAGGUUAGAAUGUUGGGGAAAGCUUUGUACUCAAAAAAAUAUUGUAGAUAUUUAUUUGUGAUAGUUUUAUAUAAAGUUUAUACAUAAAAAAACUAUUUUUGUCUUA
Molecule: messenger RNA, 3635 nt
Organism: Xenopus tropicalis (tropical clawed frog)
Lineage: Eukaryota; Metazoa; Chordata; Amphibia; Anura; Pipidae
Gene: slc26a3.3
Product: solute carrier family 26 member 3 gene 3
Exons: 22
Coding region: 117-2444 (775 amino acids)
Biological process (GO): transmembrane transport; oxalate transport; sulfate transmembrane transport
Cellular component (GO): membrane
Molecular function (GO): secondary active sulfate transmembrane transporter activity
Source: RefSeq, a predicted model, not a curated record